Molecule: messenger RNA, 4374 nt
Organism: Phyllostomus hastatus (greater spear-nosed bat)
Lineage: Eukaryota; Metazoa; Chordata; Mammalia; Chiroptera; Phyllostomidae
Product: zinc finger protein 77-like
Exons: 5
Coding region: 307-2052 (581 amino acids)
Biological process (GO): regulation of DNA-templated transcription
Cellular component (GO): nucleus
Source: RefSeq, a predicted model, not a curated record
GGUGCCUGCAGCAUUGUCCAAUCUGUGGGGGCGGGGGUAAGGGGCAUUCAUCGCCGUUGGAGGCUGGAGCUUUGGCAUCCGUCGUUGACAUCCUUCGUUGACAUCUCUCUCCGCCAGCGGAGGCGCUCUUGCGUUUCUGUCCGGAGCGAUCCUGGGUGUACUGUCUCUCUCACCUUCCAGAGCUUCGGAGCUGCGGGGAAGACGACGCCCUGAGAACCAGCCUCACCGCUGCGAGAUGUUGUGUUGUCAUCCAUGAGCAGUGACAUGAGGCCAGCACGUCCUCAGCUUCUGUGAACUGGAAAGCCUAUGGACACGGUGGUCUUUGCGGAUGUGGCUGUGAAUUUCACUCAGGAAGAGUGGGCUCUGCUGGAUGGUGCUCAGAGGAAGCUCUAUAGAGAAGUGAUGCUGGAGACCUUCAGAAACCUGGCCUCAGUGGUUGUUACAGAUUGUUUCACUCAAGUUAAAACCCAUGCGUCACGUCCUGGGCAGGAUACUUUGGAGAAUAAAAUAUCCAGUGAAGAGAAAAUAUUAAGAUUCACAAGAAAUGAUUCCUGGCCUGGUUUUAGAGGAAACUGCACAGACCAUAACAUUGCAGAUCAGCACCAACCCCAGGAGAGGCGUCCGAGAAGUCAUGUGCUGGAGGCUCCCUGUGAGAGGGGUGAAGCUCAUCCAUGUGGAGAUACCCUGAACCCAGUCACAAAUCUUCCUGUGGGGGAGGGACACCCGCCUGGAGUUAAGCCCCAGGAAUGCACUAAGUGUGGAAAAACCCGCUUGAGUCAGCUAAGGUCUCCCACUGGAUGUGAACCUCAUCCCUGUGAGGAACGUGGACAAGCCUGCACGUGCGUCUCGUGUCCAAGCCCUCAUGUGGAACCAGAGCGUGUGCACAAACCCUGUCACUGUGGGGACACUGGGAGAGCGUCUGAGAGAUACGUGAAGAGCCUUAGUAAUGCAAACUCCGUCGAGUGUCAGAAAUGUGGAAAAGCCUUCACUUGCCACUCCUCCUUUCGGGGACAUUUGAGAGGUCACUGUGGACAGAAAAUCCAUACUUGCAAAGUAUGUGGGAAAGCCUUUAUGUAUUACUUUUACCUUACAGGACACGCGAGAACUCACACUGGAGAGAAACCCUAUGAGUGUAAAGCAUGCGGGAAAGGUUUCGGUAGUCUGAAAUACUUUAGAAGACACGUGAGGACACACAGUGGAGUGAAACCCUAUGUAUGUAAGGAGUGUGGGAAAGUCUACAGGUAUCUCACAAAUCUGCAAGAACAUGCAAGGACGCACAGUGGGGAGAGGCCGUAUGUAUGUCAGCACUGUGGGAAAGCCUUCAGUCGUCACUCCUCCUUGCGCGGGCACGUGAGGACGCACAGUGGAGUGAAGCCCUAUGAGUGCCAGCAGUGUGGGAAAGCUUUCAGGUUUCCUGCAAACCUGCAAGUGCACGUGAGGACACACACCGGGGAAAGGCCCUGUGAAUGUCAGCACUGCGGGAAAGCAUUCAGGUAUGCCGCCUCGCUGCGAGUGCACGUGAGAACGCACACUGGGGAGAGGCCCUAUGAGUGUCAGCAGUGUGGCAAAACCUUCACCAGCCACUCUUACCUUCAGAAACACGUGCGAACACACAGUGGGGAGAAAUCCUACGAGUGUAAGGAGUGUGGGAAAGCUUUCAGGCAGCUGCAGCAUUUUCAGGGUCACAUGAGGAUACACAGUGGGGUGAAACCUUACGAAUGUAAAGAGUGUGGAAAAUCCUACAGUUUCCUCUCAUCCCUGCGAAUACACGUGAGAAUGCACAGUGGGGAGAGACCCUUUGAGUGUCAGCAGUGUGGGAAAGCCUUCAGUCGUCUCUGCUCGCUUCAAGGACACAUGAGAUCACACACUGGGGUGAAACCCUAUGAGUGUAAGGAGUGUGGGAAAUCCUUCAGGUAUCCUGACAACCUGCGAGUACAUGUGAGGACACACACUGGGGAGAGGCCUGAUGAGUGUCAGCACUGCGGGAAGGCCUUCCGGUAUCCCACGUCCCUGCGCAAACAUGUGAGAACACACAGUGAAAAGGAUACGUGAACAUCGGCAAUGUGGGAAAGCCUUCAUGUGUGGCGAAUACCUGCAAGCACAUGAGGACACACGAUGGACAGAAACUCUGAACUUGAGGAUUGGGAUACCUUUAUUCUUCCUGAAAAUUGUGUUGUAAAUGAGAGCAAACACACUGGAGAGAAACCAUAUGGAUGGAAAAGAUGUGGAAAAACCUUUAGAUGUAGCACUUAUUUUGUAUGAAAAUUCAGAGCAGGCUGAAAUCUUUUAAUGAUUAUUUGUAUGGUAUUGCCUUUGUAAAUAGCUCAUCCUUAGUAGCAGUUUCCAGUGUAUUAGUUUCUGGUUAUGUUUCUGAUAUGAAACUUGAAAUAAGAAAUAUUUCUCUAUGUUCCUUCAUCUGUACUACACACUUUAUUAUCUUGGACUUUAAAUAAUUGUAUAGUUGUAUAAAACUUGUCUCAUUGCCAUUUUUAUUACUUUUGGAUUUAGGGUAUUUAGGGUUUUUUUAAUAACUUAGUGAUUUUUAUUGUGUAAAAUUUACAGUUGGGGAAACUGAGGCUCAGAGAGCCAAAGCAACUUGCCCAAUAUCAUUCAACAGUUAAGAGUUGCUGGGGCUUCUCUCUCUUUUAUUGUAAAGGCAGAACUUCGUUUAUAUUUGUAAAUUUGGAGUGGUAGACAUAUCACUUUUACAUUACCUUUUUCAGUUACAAUUUACAUUCAAUAUUAUUUUGUGUUAGUUUCUGGUUUAUCAGCAUAGUGAUUAGAUUAAGUGGUUAUUUUUAUUUUCAUGUGAAAUGAUAAUAAUUUUAGAUGAAAAGUUUUUUGACUCCAUUAUGUUCCCAGCAUGUGAUCAUGCCAUGAGACCUGUAUUUUUUCUUUUCUGGUUCGCUGCUGCAGACAUUGACCCUUCACUGUAGUCUUUGUUACAGAAACGUGGAGCUUUCACAUUUGUUUGUUGCUAGUGGAUACCACAUCUGUGUUCCUCACAGAAGUUAGUAAUUAUGGCAAGAUCUCCUCUGAUUAUGUUCUUAAUUUGACCUUUGCUUAAUGUUCCUGAUCUUAAUUGGAAAUUGGACAUGAUGCAUUGAGUUACAAAGAGAGACCCACGGUGUGAAAAUGAAAGCUGGUGUCUAGAUGAUUCCAUGUAUUAUGUUGUCAGCGGGUAAGCUGGGAAGCUAUAUCCCAUCUUCCUUCUCUUUAGGUUUGAGAAAGGGAAGAUGCAUGAGGUUUGGAAAUGAAGAUGCCAUGACCCUCACAUAUUCUUUGCCAUCAGCAGACAGAGAUGUGGGAGCCUAGUGGGCCCCAGACACAGCACAUUCUCUUGACUUCUGCCUCUGUCUGUCUAAGAACAGCCCUAACCAAACACAGGUUUGAUGUUAGUUUUCUUUCAGGCAGCGGGUUCCACAGACAUUUCCAGGAGCUCCCCCAUCGUGGGCCCUCUUUGGUCUUCAGAUUCACACAGAUUCUUCCUGUAACUCUUUGAUGUACAACAGGCUACUUCUUCAGGCUAUGGGCUUUAGCAGUCUUCACUCAUCCUGUCACCCCUUUUGUCUUUCAUGCCUCUCCUAAUUAUGUGAUUUUUGUAGGAAGCAUCUCGUUUCUCUACUGGUAGAUCUUUUUCCUGACUCCACCCUGACAUAUUUAACACUGGCGCCAAAAUACAGAAAACAUACCUCCCAGAUUGCAUUGUUGAGAGGCUGCACUGACCUUGCAUUUUUUGUUUCAUACAAAUGUAUUUGGACACUUCCAUGGUGGAAAUGCGCCUUUGUGAUAUAUUUGGCUGUUUGUGAAAGUUUUCUCUUUUAGCUGAAUGCUUUCUAAAUGAUAAGCCCAGUAUGUUUAAUUAUGCUCAAUUUUUAUAUGUCAUUACCAAAUGUUUGAUUCUCAUUUUUUAAAGAUUUUAUUCAUUUAUUUUUAGAGAGGGAGGAAGUGAGGUAGAAAGAGAGGAAGAGAAACAUCAAUAUGUGAGAGAAACAUCGAUUGGUUGCCUCUAGCACGUGCCCUGAUGUGGGACCUGGCCUGCAACCCAGGUAUGUGACCUGACAAGGAAUCGAACCGGUAACCUUUCUCUUUCUGAGACAAUUGCUCAGCCACUGAACCACACUAUUCAGGACUAAUGCUCAUUUAAAAAAAUAUGUGAUUCAAACUGCAUUUUUUUUCAAUUGUAGUUUUCUACAUUGUUUCUUAGCUAUUAUUUAGGUUUUCAAAUCUGUUGUAUACUGACACAUGUUAUUGUGUUUUAUGUUUAAUUAAUUAUGAACCCAUUCUAAAGAAUAAUUUAUUGUUCCAUUGUAACCAACUUUUUCAUAUGUAUUCUGGGGUAAUGUUACUAAAUACAUACACCUUUUGAAAUUA